AUGUGUCACAAAAAUAAAAUUUUUCCACUUCGUUUAGAUAUAAAGAGAAAACUCACGACAAGAACAGACCGGGUUAAAUGUGUCGAUUUACAUCCUACAGAACCGUGGGUUCUUUCAUCACUUUACAAUGGUAUUGUUGAUGUAUGGAAUCAUGAGACACGUCAAUUAACUAAAACUUUUGAAGUAUGCGAUUUACCUGUCAGAUCGGCCAGAUUUGUACCUAGAAAAAAUUGGGUGAUUACUGGUUCGGAUGACAUGCAAGUCAGAGUUUUUAAUUAUAACACAUUGGAAAGAGUUCACGCUUUUGAAGCUCAUUCUGAUUAUGUCAGAUGCAUUGCAGUGCAUCCAACUCAACCAUACAUUUUAACCAGCAGCGAUGAUAUGCUUAUUAAAUUGUGGAAUUGGGAAAAACAGUGGGCAUGUCAACAAGUUUUCGAGGGACACACACAUUAUGUUAUGCAAAUAGUAAUUAAUCCUAAAGAUAAUAACACAUUCGCUAGCGCUUCAUUAGAUAGAACCGUUAAAGUUUGGCAACUUGGUUCUUCGACUCCUAAUUUUACUCUAGAGGGUCACGAAAAAGGAGUAAAUUGUGUUGAUUAUUAUCACGGUGGGGACAAACCAUAUUUGAUAUCGGGAGCAGAUGAUAGAUAUGUUAAAAUUUGGGAUUAUCAAAAUAAAACAUGUGUUCAAACAUUAGAGGGCCAUGCACAAAAUGUUACAGCAGUUUGCUUUCAUCCGGAAUUGCCUAUAGUUUUAACAGGAUCUGAAGAUGGUACUGUUAGAAUAUGGCAUGCUGGAACAUACAGAUUGGAAUCUUGCCUUAAUUACGGAUUGGAAAGAGUUUGGACAAUAGCUAGUUUACGUGGUAGCAACUACGUUUCAGUCGGGUACGACGAAGGUAGUGUUUUAGUCAAAGUAGGUAGAGAAGAACCAGCAGUUUCCAUGGAUGUGAAUGGUGGAAAAUUAAUAUGGGCAAGACACUCGGAAUUACAGCAGGCAAAUUUAAAAGCCAUGGGAGAAGAUGCUGUCGUCAAAGAUGGAGAAAGAUUACCUUUAGCCGUUAAAGACAUGGGAAGCUGUGAAAUAUAUCCUCAAACGAUCGCACACAAUCCCAACGGAAGGUUUGUCGUCGUUUGCGGAGAUGGAGAAUAUAUAAUUUACACCGCUAUGGCUUUAAGAAAUAAGGCUUUUGGUUCUGCGCAAGAAUUCGUUUGGGCACAAGAUUCAAGCGAAUAUGCCAUUCGAGAAAAUUCCUCCACCGUAAAAGUAUUUAAAAAUUUUAAAGAAAGAAAAAAUUUCAAACCUGAUUUCGGAGCAGAAGGAAUUUUCGGAGGUUAUUUGUUAGGAGUUAAAUCAAGUUCGGGUCUCGGACUUUACGAUUGGGAAAGUUUAGAACUCAUAAGGAGGAUCGACAUUCAACCCAAACACGUGUUUUGGAGUGAAAAUGGCGAAUUGGUUUGUUUGGCUACGGAAGAAGGUUAUUUUAUUUUGAAAUACAAUCAAAAUGCCGUCGUUAAAGCGAGACAAGAUAAACAAUCGAUAACGGAAGAUGGAAUCGAGGAUUCGUUCGAGGUACUGGGUGAAGUUCACGAAACUGUCAAAACGGGACUUUGGGUCGGUGAUUGUUUUAUAUAUACAAAUUCCGUAAAUAGAAUUAAUUAUUACGUCGGUGGAGAAAUCGUGACCAUAGCGCAUUUAGAUCACACGGUUUAUUUAUUAGGUUACAUCGCGAAAGAAAAUAGACUCUAUUUGGGAGAUAAGGAAUUAAACGUCGUGUCCUACAGUUUACAAUUAUCAGUUCUCGAAUAUCAAACUGCUGUCAUGAGGCAAGAUUUUGCCAUAGCUGACAGAGUGUUACCAACCAUUCCAAUCGAAUAUAGGACAAGAGUGGCACAUUUUUUGGAAAAACAAGGUUUCAAACAACAAGCCUUAGCCGUUUCUACGGAUCCGGACCACCGUUUCGAUUUAGCACUUCAAUUAGGACAACUCAACACUGCCUUAACAUUGGCUAGAGAAGCACAGGCACAACAGAAAUGGAGGCAAUUGGCGGAUUUGGCAAUACAAAGAGGUGAAUUGACGCUGGCGCAAGAAUGCCUUCACAACGCUCAAGAUUUCGGCGGUUUGUUACUCUUGGCUACAGCUUCCGGGAAUGCAGAAAUGAUAAAAAAAUUAGGGAGUAGCAGCAUUGAAAAUGGUAAAAACAACGUUGGAUUUUUAUCCUAUUUCUUAUACGGAGAUUUAGAUAAAUGUUUAGACAUAUUGAUAACAACGGAUAGACUUCCGGAAGCUGCAUUUUUCGCAAGAACUUACAUGCCUAGUAAAAUUUCAUACGUUGUCGAAUUGUGGCGUGAAUCAUUGAGUAAAGUCAACGAAAAAGCCGGACAAUCCCUUGCGAGUCCGGAUCAAUACGAUAACCUUUUCCCAAAUUUGUUGGAUGCUCUCAAAACGGAACAAUAUUUGGCGGGUGAAAGUCAGAAAAAAUUACCAGCUGCCGCUUAUCCACACAUACCGCAAAAUCACGAGAGAAGCGCCAUAGAUGAAAUGAAAGGAGCAGAAUCGAGUGGAAAAUUCACUUACAUACCGACAACGGAUUUAUUCGCGUCGAAAAACGAAGACGAUAACGAAAUGUUUUUGGAAGCAGGUUCACCCGAACGAAUCGAAAGUUUGAAAACAAAUUCCAACAGGUCGGAAAUAAUUCUUUCGGAACAAAUAAUCGAAAGGGAAUCAAUGGUGGAACCGUUAAAACCCGUGCCCGUGGGAGACCACAAAAUGGAAAAUUCACCCCGACCUGUCACCAAUCAUCCUCCCCCUCCCCCUCCCUCUUCUUCAUCUCCUCCGCCCCCCGUUAAUAAUGAUAAUAAUGAUGAAGAUGAAGAUGACCUCGAACUUGAUUUAGAUAACUUACAAUUAGAUGAUAAUAUUGAUAUAUCUGAUAUAAAUAUUGAUGAAAAUUUGCUUACGGAUGAUUAA
This is a messenger RNA of Pediculus humanus corporis (human body louse), 2970 nucleotides long. RefSeq names its product Coatomer subunit beta', putative. The transcript has 16 exons. Bases 1 to 2970 code for a protein of 989 amino acids. Lineage: Eukaryota; Metazoa; Arthropoda; Insecta; Psocodea; Pediculidae. Gene Ontology annotation, cellular component: COPI vesicle coat. Gene Ontology annotation, biological process: endoplasmic reticulum to Golgi vesicle-mediated transport; retrograde vesicle-mediated transport, Golgi to endoplasmic reticulum; intracellular protein transport. Gene Ontology annotation, molecular function: structural molecule activity; protein binding. The record is from RefSeq and is a predicted model, not a curated record.